Messenger RNA from Knipowitschia caucasica, 1347 nucleotides. The record is from the annotation of a GenBank genome assembly. NCBI's taxonomy places the organism in Eukaryota, Metazoa, Chordata, Actinopteri, Gobiiformes, Gobiidae.
AUGCACUCCAUUCAAACCUCUUUCACUCUUCGAUCUCAAUCCCAUCAAUCUCGCUCCAACAAGCUCUCGGCCUUAUCUAGCUCUUCCCAUCUCCCAACAUCCAGUCUAACCUUACCUCCUCGGUCGUCUCGCUCCUCUCCUCAAAAACUCAUUCUCAUAGUAUACCGAAGACCCUCCAUCGUCUCUUCUCGAUCUUCUCAAGCCACACCCCACCUACACAGACCCCAAUUCCGCGAGUCUCACCGCGAUUCGCUCCCGAAAUCCAUCUUACGCUCUCGAAGCAUGUCAUCACUUCAAAAUCUCCUCUCCUUCACGUAUCCUCGGCGUCAUCCCCUCCGUUCCGAGACACUACUCAUCUCCUCUCCACUCAUGUCUACUCUCCGUGCAACUCUCCAUCUCCUCUCCCCACACCUUGGUCGACUCAUCAUCACACGACUCACAAAUCGUCGAACACUCGCGCCUCUCCCCACGAUCUCUCCGUCAUCUCCGAACUACAUCUCUUCAAUCGAUGUCAUCAGCUUCAGUGUCAGCUCUCUUCCGUCGGCCACUGUAACCUCAGAUCCCACCACAAAUCUCUCACCAUCUGCCUUCGUCCUCCUCCACUUGACUCGGGUCAUGUCAGGAGUCGCUGGGGCAUUCCUCCCACAUCACUUCUUCUCGAGAAUCACCAUAAAGGACCCGGUCAUACCACUCUCUCUCUACACUAUAUUCUCUCCAUUCAAGUCUCCAAAAGCACUCACGGAUCUUCUAGGCAACUCCCUGUCUCGAAAGCAUGUCGACAACUCAGUCACUCAGUCUAAAAUCUCCCUCCCAAUUCCCGUCUUCAUCUCCUUCUCAUCGUCACACUCCUCAUUCCUCACUCGAAUUCAACAUCGUCUCCAUCAGACCCUCUUCACACUUUCCACAGGAUCUCCCAGGAACCAUAAACUCCCCAUGAAAGAUCACCUCUCCCUCAAUCGGGCAUCUCACGCCAAUCUCCACGGCAGUUCGAUCUACUCUCCUCCUCACGACGCUAUGUCUUACUCUACCGGUCUCAUCUCGUCCUUCCUCACCCCAUCUCCAUACCAUCACUCUCCCCACCGCAAAUCCAUUCUCAUCACAACCGAGUCUCUCCUUCCCUUCAAUCGCAAUCCUCCACAUCACUACCGACAGGUCCAGUCCUACACUCUCUCUCGUAUAAGCCUCCCCCGAUCAACCUUCUCCUCAUCCUGCCUAACUCGCAUUUUCUCUCCCGGACCGACAUAUCCUCGACUCUCAACUCCCUCACUUCAAGACUCUCUGCCCUCGCCGCCCUCCCGCCGCCCCUAUCGCUACACCUCCUCUCUCUCAUACGAAACUUUCAUAUAG